CUUCAUUAAUUCCCGAGCCUAGAGAUCUUGAAAGAAUUCGGACAAACUGGCAUGGACGUCUCAGGCAGCUCACGAUAUUAGUGGGGGGAAAAGGACAUACAAAUCACACUUAAAAACCAUACACGAAACAGUAUGUUAUAUUUUUAACUACAACUCCCAAAUUCCGCAUGAGCCAUGCUGACUCGGGAUUAUGGGAACGGUAGUCCAAAUGUUCCGGAGACAGUAAGUUGCUUUCUGCUGUACUAGACUCCAGCGCAGCAAAGCACAACCUUUUUUGCUUUUGAAAGUACAUGCAGGAAGGAUGAGGGAAGCACAUACCAGAAGGAAAGAAGUGUCAAAAGAAACCAGGAAAUGUCACUGGACAACCACAUUUGCCGCUCUCUUUCCUAUCUCUACGCUUGAAGAACGGCGCUUUGGACAGUUUGCGCAUGCGCGCUGUAAAGAAAACGUUCCUCCUUCACGUGCUGGGGGGUUGGGGCACGUGAUCUGAUUUUACGCACAGGGUGGCUUCCGGUUGCGGCUGUCAGGAGAGCUCCGUGCUCCUCUACCAACCCCUUCCUGAUCCCUGGCUGAAGCGAUGGCGAGCGGUGGCGGCGGCUCGGAUGUUCCGUUGACAGAAGAAGGGGAGGCGAUGACGAUGCCCGGGCCCGGUGGCUGCGCAGCCGACGCCGAAGAGGAGGAGGAGGAGGAGCAGGAGGUGUUGGCUCUGGCCGCUCGGUUGAGGCGGCGCCUGAGGGGCUGGGAGGCGACAGUAGCAGCCGUUCAGCGGCUGCUGGUCUGGGAAAGGCCGCCACAAAGCCUGGCCGGGGCCGUCUCCCUCGGAGCUGCGUUAUGGCUGUUUUCCUCCACUUCGUUGCGUCCUCUGUUCCUCCUAAGCAUUGGUCUUAUUGGAGUUCUUCUGCUGGAGAAAUGGAAGCCCCAGUUCCUAUUGGAUUUCUCAGCACAACCCUUGGAAGAACUGGAAGGAGACAGGGAUAGUGAAAUGGCAGGAGCACAGCCUCAUCUGCUCAGUGUCCCAGAGCUCUGUCGGUGCUUGGCUGAGAGCUGGAUUACCUUCAGGCUGUACCUGCAGGAACUAUUGCAAUACAAGAGGCAAAACCCUGCCAAGUUCUGUGCCAGGAUCUGCUCAGGAUGCUUGAUCCUAGCAAUUGUAGGGCACUAUGUUCCAGGAAUCAUGAUCUCCUGCAUUGUCUUGCUCAGUAUCUUGCUGUGGCCAUUGGUAGUGUACCAUGAGCUUAUCCAGAGGAUGUACACCCGUUUGGAGCCCAUCCUGAUGAAACUGGACUACAGCAUGAAAGUGGAGACCUUGCAUCUUAAACAUGAAAAGAAAAAACGUCAAGGAAAGAGUGAGCCAGAAGCUGGCAGUGAGUCAAUGGCAGAGACAGAAAGUGAGAGUGAGGCGGAACUAUCUGGCUAUUCUCCAGUGGUGGAUGUAAAGAAGACAGCUCUGGCUUUGGCAAUCACAGACUCUGAGCUCUCAGAUGAAGAGGCCUCUAUCUUGGAGAGUGGAGGCUUCACGGUCUCUAGAGCUACCACACCACAGCUGACAGACGUGUCUGAAGAUCUGGAUCAGCAGAGCCUUCCUAGUGAGCCAGAAGAGUCCUUCUCCAAGGAUAUGGCAGAGUUCCCCUCCGUGGAGGAGUUUCAUUCCAGAGACUUGGGACCACCUAGUGAGGAUGACAACUUUGCGGUGCCUGUCCACAUGAUCCAUCAGCUGGACUCCACUGAGGAAGAGGUAGCAGCAGCAACAGGGAGCUUGGACACAUCCAUCUUGGGCCUGGCCUCCCCCCUGCAUUUUGUAAAUACGCAUUUCAAUGGGAAUGUGCAGGCAGCGGCAGGAGGGGCUGCUGAACCACAGGAUGCCUCUGCACAAGGUCUGGGGUUGCGCAUCGAUUCGCUGAGCCAAGAGAUCGUCACCACAGCUAUCAGUACGGUAGUGCAGAACACCUUGUCAGCCCUGCUCCACUCCUCUGAGGACAGCGAGGGGCCUUCCCUCUCUGAGUUCCUGCCCACUGAGCCUGAGGAGAGACUCAGCUUCCAAGCUCAGCUGUCUGAAAGUGAGGAGGUGGGAGCUGCCUCUUUACCUGGCGAUGAGGAAGAAGCGGAUGACUUCGAGCUACUUGACCAGCAAGAGUUGGAGCAGAUGGAUGCAGAGCUAGGCCUUUCUGGAGAGACAGAGGCUCCAGCCACAUCUUCCCUCCCUCCUGAAGAAGAACCAUCGCCCAGCUCAUAGGUCUCAUGGCUCCCCUGUAUUUCCGUAGCUGCAAGGAAGGACAAACAGACACAUGGCAGAGUGUGAUCUAUACUGACCGGGGAUGACAGAGCAUCCACAUGCACAGUGUUAUGUCUGGAAUAGUGCAUCGUCGUUGCUGCCCUCCUUCUCCUCCUGAUGUUGGCCUUCCCAACAGGACACUGUGUCCAGCCCAUGCUUCCUAGUGAUGAUGCAGUCUUUUGGUCUGGUUCUGCAGUUUGUCCAUCUUUGUCUCUUCAUCUUUGUUUUCUUUGCACGCUGCAUCUUCAGCUGGAUAGACCUGUUGAACAUGCCCACUGCUCAUCCCUAUGCACCAGUAGGAAGUAAAACAUUUUUAUUGGAUGGGGGUGACAACAGAAGGGCCUAAACUGUAAAUAACUUGAUGGAACCCUUGGUUGUUUAGUUGAACAGGGGAAUUGGUUGUAUGGAGGAACAGGUUGGGAUGGUCUUUUUUAGUUAGAAACUUGUUUUGGGAGGGGAAACUGGGCUUCAAAAAAUGACAAGUGGUAAAAUACUUUUGCUGCCAGAAUAGGAGGGACAACAUACCCACCUUGCACAAAAUAGCAGCUGCAUUUCCAAGGACUAAGCCCUCCUCCGUUAUUUUAAAAUCCCAGCCUAAUUUCUUCAACACAGUGAUGCAUAUACAAUCCAUCUGACCUGGGCUUCAGUAUGGGGUAGCUCAGUCUUUUGGAUUCUGAACUACUGUAUGAAGCCUCUUCCAUACCUGGAAAAAUAGAACUGAAUUGGAGAUAUACUGCAGGCCUUUCCCCCUUCUGCUGCUGCUGCUGCACUUUACAUGCAAAAUACCCUUAUUCCUCCUUGUUCCUUAUUUCUAUUUUGAAGGCCUGGCUGAGCCAGCUUUACCCUGUGAUGUACCUUGGGGAGAACACCAUCUUCUGCUGCCCUCAGUCUUGACUUGGGGAGAAAGCAGCUUUAGAAAUUAUGCGAGACAGUACUUUGUCUCUCUAGCCCUAUCUACUUACACCUUCAUUUUUGAGACUCUCAAGGUUUCCCUCUUUGCUAAUUGUAGUAUGCCCACUUGUGUUCUCAGGAGAAAGGAUUGGGUGUGGGGGAUUGUUCUAUUCCCCUGCCUGCAAAGGAGACUACUGUCCUACACUGGUGGCUGUAGAGGAUGCUACCUGCCCAGCUUAAUAGAAUAUAGUUUUAAAAAAUUGAUGUUUUGUGGAUGAAUCCUUCAAAAGUUGAUUUUAAGGUGCAACAGUAAAGUUUUAAUUAGCUGCCCCAUGUCAGCAUGGGUAUCGUUUGCACAGUGCAAGGUGAAGAUCUGCCUCUGGCAAUAGCCUUCUCAGCUCUGUAGAUACCGUUUUGCUCCCAGGGAUAAGUCUUCUUUCUAAAGGGGCAAGAACAGCAUUAUAAAUUGGUCACUCUCUUGCUGUACUAAUGCAUACAAGAUGGGUGCUUCUAGGCAAUCCCUGUCAUUCUUUGCAUUCUCUCAGGAGAAACUGCAGCUUAGGUUUCCAUAUGCAGGCUGUGAACAUGUGAAAGUUUGCCCUGGAAGCUUUUGCCUUUGAGUUAUAUUUCUGCAAGUUCCUUCAGAAAAAUUAAGGUGUUUUCUCUCCAUGUGAGUGGCAGCCAAAGGAAUUCCAAGCACAGCUGCAAGACCCCAGCUGUUCCUUAUGCUUCCUUCCGGAUGCAUUGGUGGCUGAGCCAUCCGUCACCCCUUCUCUUUGUAUUGGGAUUGUUUCCUGUAUUGGACUCCUUUCAGUCUUGCAGGAGUACAUUUUUAGGGUCACCUAGACAGAUGAUUUUGUUGACCAGAGUUGGUUCCGUUUCUGUCCUGUGUUGCUUGGCCCCCUUCCCAGUCAAAUCCUGGUGGAGGGAUGGCUGUUAAAAACAGCUUCCUCUUAAUGUCUGCACUUUGGAAACGGGCAGCUGCGUGGCACUGAGUGUGGAGCUUGCCUGCCUUUGUGUUGUGUCCUGAGCACAAAUGUUGCCUCCCCUCUCAAAAACCAGAACCCUUGCCUUUCCCUUUCUGGUGCAGGAGGCAUGUUUAUAUGUUGGUAUUUCUCUCUGGAGCUCUUAAGUUUUCUUCCUUUCCUUUGGUGGCAGCAGUGCUAUGUUGCUUCAGCAUAGGGACCUCCUAAUACAGGUAUCAGAAAUUACUGAUUCUGCCUAGGGAAGGUGGAAGGCUUUGAACUAUGUAGCAGUGUUUAUUCUAUGGCUAAAUAUUUAAAAACAAGAUGUAGUCUUUUUAAUUAAAAAAAGUUCAAAGAUGUGAA
Varanus komodoensis (Komodo dragon) is the source of this 4491-nucleotide messenger RNA. RefSeq names its product reticulophagy regulator family member 2 (gene RETREG2). The record is from RefSeq and is a predicted model, not a curated record. Lineage: Eukaryota; Metazoa; Chordata; Lepidosauria; Squamata; Varanidae. Bases 578 to 2233 code for a protein of 551 amino acids. The transcript has 10 exons.